This is a messenger RNA of Protomyces lactucae-debilis, 3516 nucleotides long. RefSeq names its product ras guanine nucleotide exchange factor domain-containing protein. Lineage: Eukaryota; Fungi; Ascomycota; Taphrinomycetes; Taphrinales; Protomycetaceae. Gene Ontology annotation, cellular component: plasma membrane. Gene Ontology annotation, biological process: positive regulation of GTPase activity; Ras protein signal transduction. The transcript has 2 exons. The record is from RefSeq and is a predicted model, not a curated record. Gene Ontology annotation, molecular function: protein binding; guanyl-nucleotide exchange factor activity. Bases 386 to 3412 code for a protein of 1008 amino acids.
AUACGUACAGGCACAGGCUCACCUCUACUCGCAGUGGUCGCUGCCAGAUACUUGCUAUCCUAUGGUACCUGGGACAGAGAUGGAUGCUGCUUAUGAAUGUCUCCUCGCUUGAUUUUAUUCUUUUCUGUUUACCCCUGGCCUCCUCGACAACCAGACAGCAGAGCACCACAAGGGGGCAGACGUCGACCAGGCAGCAGCAGCUCAGCCAGCAGCUACAGACGCAGAUGACAUAGUAACGCGCGCAUCUCCUGGCACACACAACAAGCCGACUCCCUUUCCAAUUGCACCACAAAGGCCUGCCUCUUUUUUGCCAUACCUAAACGACGCCAUACCCUGACAGCAUACCACGACACGACACAACACACACAACACAUCCUCUACAACCAUGGCCACUAGCGUACGGCCUCUCCAGCUAAGGAAGAAAGACACACCCAUCGCCGCCUUCAGCUCAAACGGUUCCAUCACACCACCCGCUUCUCCUCGCUCCUCCUCCGGCGCAAGCUCACUCAAGUCCGCCUCUGCACGCGUCGCUUGCCCACCACUCACCGUUUACUUGCGCGCAUUGCACCCCUACACAGCGACACCUGACCCAAACUCAGACGCGCCCUGUUUGUCACUUCAAGAAGGCAGUAUUCUCUACGUCCACAGCGUUCACAGUUCAGGCUGGGCCGAUGGAUCCCUUCUGGAUGGCCAACGCGGUUGGUUCCCUUCGAAUUAUUGUGAGCCUUACAUUCUCUCUGCUUUGCAAGACCUCUCAGGGGCUCGCACAGCACUCGAAACAGCCAUCUGCACAGACAAUGAAGCGAAAUACGGAGCAGGCGUCGCUGAUCUCGUCGCUAGCGUGCGUGGCAUUCUCGACCGCGCAGGUUGUCUCUCUCGUGAAUCACCACUUGUCCAAACACACGAACACGUUAAGCGAGAUCGAAAACUCUUGUUGUCUGAACUCUCGGGCUUGGCUAAUGUUGCCAAGAAUCGCGCAUCGCCACCAGGUCAACUUGGGCCUGAAUUGUUGUUGCGCUCUGAACGCGUUGUUGCGCGUGCUGGCAAGUUUGUGCAUGCUGUGGGUCCUUUGUGUGGGUUGUAUGCGGCAGAAGGCGCAAAAGCAGCAUCGACUGUACCUGAACUCAUCACAACGCCACCCGUCUCCUUUGAUGGCGGUGUCGGUGCUGGGAUCCCAGAAUUGCAGGAAGUACAAGCAGGUAUGCUGUCACCUGAACCGUCAUCUCAAGGAGAAUCGCAGCUCCCGACAAGUUACUCUGCACAGAUUGUCUUGAAUGGCACGCAUACGGCGUUUUACUCCUUCCUCUCUGCUUUCAUUGGCAGACUGCAACUCGAACAGCAAACGCAAAGUGCCAAUACCUUACAAGACGAAACUCGUGGCUGUGUGCAGGUAGCACGCUCGUUUCUGGCAGUGCUCGAGAGUAUCUCUGGACACUUUAAGCAUGAUCGACAACUAAUUGUCACGCGCGAUACCCUCUACAACAAGAUUUCAAGGUUCGUUGCACAGUCACAGGGACUGGUGCAAGUCAGUGAUGGCGUCAUGUUUGAGACGAGUAAGCUGGUUGCUUCUGCUACGGGCAUUGUCAAGGCUGCUGGAGAUUGUCUCGCGCGUGCUCUCUUUGUGAUUGAGACGCAAGGGGAUUUCGAACUUACUCCUUCUACGCACCAAGCGGAUGUGGGUGCAUCGCUGCCAAGGGAUGAGAACUCCUCAUCCACACUGGCUUCGUCUUGCGAUGAUCGUGGCUCCAAAGAUGUUCAGGCCCAGGUGGAAGCCAUGGCUAUCCCAUACAAGCUGGUCGAACCACUUGCACCCCGAGCUGAAGCAACCUCUGUCCCACUCACACCAACAUUUACACGCGACAGCACAAACAGUUCAUCCGAAUCUCUUGCCUCAAAACGCCAGUCUGCCACCUCAUUGCUUGAUUUUGACGCAGAAGACUUUGAAGUCGCCACAAACGCCGAUGGUCACCUCACUGGUGCAACCCUCGCGUCCCUCAUCGUCCAACUCACCCCUCAAGACCAAGCGCCCGACCCACAACUCACCACCACAUUCUUCCAUACCUUUCGCCUCUUCACGAAACCACACACCCUCGCCAUCCUGCUUGUGUCACGCUUCGCAAUGCCUGCACCGUCACCGUGUCCAGAGAAUUGGGAAACGCGUGUUGCGAUCCCUGUACGACUUCGCGUUUACAACGUCUGUAAACACUGGGUUGAAUGUUACUGGCGUGCCGAUACAGAUGCAGAGGCUUUGGAUGUCUUGCUGGAAUUCGCAAAAGGUGUAUUGAGUGAUGCAUUGCCACAGGCUGGUAAACGGCUCACAUCACUGGUAGAGGGCUUGGCUACCCUCUCUGCUACCGGGACAUUGACGGAUCGACCUGCAACGGAAGGGCUCCUUCGACCGAUCAUGAUGCGUGGUGUACCGCAUAUUUCUGGUGGUGCGUUGACAGAUACACCCAUCCCACCACCCAUGAUGAGUAAGACGCAAUACGCCACCUUGCGACUUGCAUUGGCCAAUAUGACCGUUUCUGAAGAAAGUCCCUCACCGGCAGCGACGUGCAGUCUUUUGGAGUUUGAUGAUUUGGAGAUUGCUCGACAACUCACACUCCUUGAAUCAGAAACAUUCUGCAAGAUCACCCCUGUCGAGUUGAUAGGACAGGAGUUUAGCAAGAAGAAGGGUCACUCCCUUGCUGUUCAUGUCAAGGCCAUGUCGGCGGCAAGUACGGAUCUUGCUGGUUGGGUGGCAGAUUCUAUUUUGGCGGAGACUGAGCAGAAACGACGUACACUCGUCCUCAAGCACUGGCUGAAAGUGGCUGAACGAUGCGCUCAAUUGAGCAACUACAAUACCCUCAUGGCUAUCAUGUCGGCAUUGAAUUCGAGCACUAUUGCACGACUCAAGAGGACAUGGGAGGGAUUGAACAGGAACCAGCGUGGAUUGUUGGAUCAUUUACGCUCCAUCACCGAUCAUCAGCGCAAUUACGCCUUGUACCGUGCCCGUUUACGUCAGACCACCACGCCGUGUCUGCCAUUCUUGGGUCUCUACCUCACAGACUUGACAUUUGCAGAUGAAGGGAAUCCCAAUACCCGACCCAGCAAGUUGACGGAUCGUCCACUCAUCAAUAUUGACAAACACAUCAAAGCCGUCAAGAUUGUGUUUGAGUUGCAAAAGUUCCAAGUCCCUUAUCGUUUGGCGCCAGUACCAGAACUACAAACGUACAUUGCUGCGUGUCUUGCUAGGAUUCGUGCAGGUACGGCGGAUCACUGGCGACGUAGCUUGAUACUUGAGCCUCGACCACAGGGAUCUGCUAUGCGCAGGGAGAGUAGUGCUGCUUCUGCGUCUGAUGCCGAUGGAAUGAGUAGCAGUGGGAGUAUCAGGUCUCUCAAACCACGAUUAUUUGCGAGUUGGACGAGUUGAGUGGUUACAUGUUGGCAAGGUUUCUGCUGUUCUUCAAUAUCUUUCUUCACACUCCUUUGGCUUUAAUGCCGCCUUCAUGUUGACCUAUUCGCAUCACUCUCUUC